Messenger RNA from Paramisgurnus dabryanus, 4888 nucleotides. RefSeq names its product acetylcholinesterase (Yt blood group) (gene ache). Gene Ontology annotation, biological process: choline metabolic process; acetylcholine catabolic process. Gene Ontology annotation, molecular function: acetylcholinesterase activity. NCBI's taxonomy places the organism in Eukaryota, Metazoa, Chordata, Actinopteri, Cypriniformes, Cobitidae. Gene Ontology annotation, cellular component: plasma membrane. The record is from RefSeq and is a predicted model, not a curated record.
AGACGUGCUGAAGAAAGAAUUGGUGCGCGUGAGCGUCCAUCCACGCACGCGCACUCGAAGGCCCUGGUUCCCUAAAAUUGUGUCUUGUUUACCUUCAGCACCUGUCUUGUAACCUUCCAUUCUCCUUUGGUUUUCGGCCACCAAAUUUAAACUUCGUCCAGACACGCGUUUCCAUGGAGUCCUGCUUUGAUAAUUAAAUCUGUAUUAUGAAGUUAAACGUUUUCGCAUUUUUCAUUGCUUUCGUGUCCUGUUUAAAGGGUUCGUGGUUUUAUUUGUUUACUGUAUUUUAAUUGCUUAAUCACACAGUUGCUGCGAGAGACAUCGUGUGGGUGCAUUUACUGUAUGAUAAACCUGUAGACAGCUUUCGGAAACUCUGCAGAUAAAACUGAGCUUUGAUCACAGUGAGAUUGCAAAAUUUUUUUAAGCAAAUAAGGCAUCAUGAAGACUUCAGACCUUUUCCUUCUGCCCUCUGUGCUUCUCGUGUUCCUUUUAAAAUGCUGCCUAGCACAAAGUGAAUCUGACCUCAUAGUAACAACAAGGUUGGGCCGUGUGCAAGGCUUGCGCAUACCUGUUCCAGACCGGAAUCAUGUGGUUGCUUUCUUGGGGAUCCCGUAUGCCGAACCUCCUGUAGGGAAGAGGCGCUUUAAGCAAGCAGAGCCGAAAAAGCCAUGGAAUGGUGUGAUUGAGGCAACAAACUACCCUAAUGCCUGCUAUCAGUACGUAGACACCUCUUACCCAGGCUUUCCAGGCACUGAGAUGUGGAACCCCAACAGAGACAUGAGUGAGGACUGCCUUUAUAUCAAUGUGUGGGUGCCUCCAUCCCCUAGGCCACAAAAUCUCACAGUGAUGGUCUGGAUAUAUGGUGGUGGCUUCUCUAGUGGUUCCUCCUCUCUUGACGUUUAUGAUGGCCGGUACUUGGCUUACACUGAAAAGGUAGUGGUUGUCUCUAUGAACUAUCGUGUUGGCCCUUUGGGAUUUCUUGCACUUAAUGGCUCAUCAGAAGCACCGGGAAACAUUGGUCUUCUUGACCAGAGAAUGGCCCUCAAGUGGGUACAAGAUAACAUUCACUUUUUUGGAGGUAACCCCAAACAGGUGACCAUUUUUGGAGAAAGUGCCGGAGGAGCCUCAGUAGGCUUGCAUGUUCUGUCACCAGACAGUCGCCCAUACUUUACACGUGCCAUAUUGCAGAGCGGUGUUCCUAACACCCCCUGGGCUACUGUUAGCUUUGAUGAGGCCCGUCGAAGGACCACCUUGCUGGGCAAGCUGGUUGGGUGCAGUGAGGGUAAUGACACUGAGCUAAUUGACUGCCUGAGAAACAAAAAUCCUCAAGAACUAAUUGAUCAGGAGUGGCAAGUGCUCCCAUACAGCAGCCUUUUCCGCUAUUCCUUUGUACCUGUCGUAGACGGUGUGUUCCUCCCUGACACCCCGGAGGCCAUGAUCAACUCAGGAAACUUCAAAAACACUCAGAUCCUGUUGGGUGUAAAUCAGGAUGAAGGAUCUUAUUUCUUAAUUUAUGGCUCACCAGGAUUCAGUAAAGACAACGAGAGUUUGAUAUCACGAGAAGACUUCCUUGAAGGUGUGAAGAUGGGCGUCCCUCAUGCUAAUGAAAUCGGCUUGGAAGCGGUUAUACUUCAGUAUACAGACUGGAUGGAUGAGAAUAACCCUGUAAAGAAUCGAGAUGCCAUGGAUGAUAUUGUAGGAGAUCAAAAUGUUAUCUGUCCUUUACUGAACUUUGCAAAGGCAUAUGCCCAGCACACAGCUCUCCAUAUCCAGCCAGGAGCAGUCCCAGGGACCCCGGGCUGGGGAAACUCUGGAUCAACAGGCUAUAACAGUGGCAACUCUCAUGGUUCUGUCUACCUUUACUUGUUUGACCAUCGAGCCUCAAACCUGGCCUGGCCCGAGUGGAUGGGAGUAAUGCAUGGUUACGAGAUCGAGUUUGUGUUUGGCCUGCCUUUAAAUAAAAGUCUAAAUUACACAGCGGAAGAAGAGAAACUCAGUCGACGUAUGAUGAAAUACUGGGCCAAUUUUGCGCGCACUGGUAAUCCUAACAUGAACACUGAUGGCACCAUAGACAGUCGAAGGAGAUGGCCACAGUUUACAGUUACUGAGCAAAAGUAUGUAAGUUUGAACACAGAGCCAAUGAAGGUGUACAAGGGACUAAGAACACAGGCUUGUGCUCUGUGGACUCGAUUUCUGCCCAGACUGCUUAACAUCACAGACAACAUUGAUGAUGUUGAGCGACAGUGGAAAGUGGAGUUCCAGCGCUGGAGCUCUUACAUGAUGCACUGGAAGAGCCAGUUCGACCAUUACAGCAAGCAAGAGCGCUGUACAGAUCUCUAGAUUAUUCUGACAUAAAUGUUUAAGAGCGCAGAUCAAAGAUUGAUGACCAUAUUCCUUAAAAUUCUCCUCAAUAGUUGCCACAGCUCCACAAAACCUUUUCUUUCGUUAAUAUCUUUAAGUAAGCAUGAGAAUGAAUCUGUGAAUGUUGCACUUACCUGUUUUGUGCAUAGUUUUAUUUUCCUCUCUAUGUAGUUUAUUGUUCUUCUCACAACUAUAUUACAUGUAUAUACCGUUUAUACACACACACAAGCUGCUAUGACAGAUUAAGUGCUAUGGUCAUCAAAUAUAUCAGAAAAAAUGUUAUUUUUGCGAUAUUACCUCUGAAAAGUGAGCGUCUACGUCUAUAUUUUCCACUGGAACCUCUCAUUUACUCGGGUCCUCAGGAUUGCACAUUUUUUUAGCUUCGUUUUUUCCUACGUUCUUACAGGCUUCGAUUUUGGCUGCUUCACCGUGUGUCUAUCUGUCCAUUAAUCUCCAUUCUGCAUCCACCAUAUCCGUUCAGCGUUUCGUGUAGUCCUUUGUCAUGUGAACUUGUCUGCUGUCUCUGCUUUCUGACUGUGGGCUAACUCAACACAGCCUAUAGUUUUUGCAGACAUCAGAAGCUGAUUAAUUUCAUGGAUGCUGGCUUGACUUACUGACUCAUUGCAUGCAUUCUAGUGCCCACAGCAUGACUAUUUGUUUAUGUAUGUAUGUAUGCGUGUGUGAGAGAGAGUAUGUUUACCAUAUAUCCACUGCAUAGGUCAGUAUAUGUGUUAAUAUGUAUAAUACCACUCCUCUGCUUUGUUCCGACUUCAUAUGGGCACUGUAUGUUAAAGCGUUUUAUCCUAGAAUGAAAAAGAGAGCAUGAUUAGUAUGAGUAAUGUUGUCUGUGUGCCAAGGGGUCAGUAUCAUUUUUUACCUCUGCAGUCUCCCUCUCUUGAUGGGAAAGGAUUCUCAUUACGAUAAUGGAGGGAGAGUAAUUUACUUAGUGCUCAUUUGAAAUGACAGCCCGCUGUGUCAGCUAUCCCCCCAGCCCCACCUUCACCCUCUUUUGAUGCAGUGGGAGGAUGAUAACGGAAAACACAGGCAAAGGAAAGAUGUGAAGGCAAAAAAUACAGGGUUACAAAAGCCACUCCUGUUCCAUGUUCUAUAUUUAUUUUUUAUCUUUUUUUUAUUUAAAUUAUUUGCAUGUUUGCAUCAUGUGAAGUAGUAUAAGUUGGCUUAUAUGUAUCAAAAAUCAUGUGAAGUGUUUUUAGUGUGCUUACAUCAAAGAAAAUAUUUUAUUUGUGUGUAUUUAUUACAGUUGUGGAACUGCAUACAUAUUUUUCCAUUUUGCCUGUGAAUUUGGAUCAAACAUUAUUUUGUAUUUUACAGUGUGAAUGUAUCUCUGUUCUCAUAUACACUGCCCCAGUUUGCAUUUCAUGUUUAUUAUUUACCUGCUGAAUUUGUAAAUGUCUAGUUAUGCCUGUCAGCCUGUUUUUACCAAACCUAUAUCAGUGUAUUUGUGCAGUACUAUUUAUCAACCGUUUGGUGACACAGUGAAAGGGAUCUAAGUCUCUUGUUUGUGAUGUGAUGAGACAAUGUGUUGAGCGGGUCUUUGAUCACUCAAAACUAUAGGCUGUCAUUAAGCAUUCAGCCUUUGAUUAUGACUGGACUAAUGUUGUUUACUUAAAACAUGUCAUUUAAAAUAAAAAAUCUAUAUUAGCUAUAGAUAAUGGCAUGCGAGAAAAUAACAUUAUGUUCGUUUGUUUCUGGGUCUGAAGGACAGCUGCUUUUGCACUUCUUGUCAAGUUAAAAGCCCACAUAUCUUAUUCACUUCAUGAAAUCCACUUGUGCAUGCCCCAGACCCCUCCUUUUCCUCUGUGUUCUGUGGUUUAAAAUGACUGUUACCCUCUCUGACAAUAUCAGUGCUUAUGUCUAUUGUUAAUGUUACAGUUUAAAGCUAUACAAAUAUUAUGAUAGCCCAGAGAGAUAUAUUGAUGUUAGCAAUAACAAAAUACACUUGUAAAUGAAUAUAGUUAUUUGAAUGCGUUGAUGCUGUAAUGUAAUUGUCUUGAUUGAUUAAAAAACAGUGGUCAUGAUUUGACAACAUUGAUCAUCAAAGCAAUAUAGAGUGCCAUAUGCUAUCGUACAUAUAUUUUUAAUAUGUGAUCACUUUUGUUUGUCUGCGUUUCUUCAACUUUCAAAUGGCUUUAAACAAGUCAUUGCCAAAAGUAAUUUUAAGGCAAAUUAUUUGUCAAAUGUUGCCAAUAAGGAUAUCUGCCUUUUAAUUACAUUUCAACAUGUGUCUCCUACAAAUCCAUACAGUUGUGUCACAAAAAUAUGUAGAACAUUGCACUUGCCUGAGCAAGCGUAUUCUGUUCUUCUACAUAGAUGUUAUAAUAACAAUCAUUGUUGGUCUUGUUAUUCAUUUUUUUUAUUAUUUAGUCCAGAUAUUGCUGUCAAAUUAGUGCCAAACAUGUAAAAUGACAGCAACGUGCAAAUCUUCUGCAUGAUGUUAAAUGUCAUAUGCGCCAUCUCUGGGCACCAUAUCAGAAGCUGUCAAUGCAACAUCAAUAAACAGUUAAAA